Sphenostylis stenocarpa is the source of this 582-nucleotide messenger RNA. Lineage: Eukaryota; Viridiplantae; Streptophyta; Magnoliopsida; Fabales; Fabaceae. The record is from the annotation of a GenBank genome assembly.
AUGGCCGUUGCCAUUUUUUUGGAGGUGUUAAGCAGAUGGAGCUAUGUAGAAAGAACUAUAGCCCAGUUGAUUGGGCUAAACCCUGGUGUGACAAAGCCCGAGAUUGUAGAUUUCAUCAUAGAGACACAUCGAGGCAAGGAGAGACAUAAUUCAAAGGGUUUAAUCACUGCUUCAAAGAUUACAAAAAUUGAUGAAGUGCCCAAUAGAGGCAGGCAAAAUGCUAAUGAAGAAAGUGAUAUAUUAAAAGAUUUGGCAGCAACAGUUUUAAUAUCUAUCUGGUCCACUUCUCUGCUUACAACGCAGGUCUGCGAAACCCUCGUGGAUAGGACACAACACAAGAAGAAGAAGAAGAAGAAGAAGAAGGUGGGAGAGAAAGUAGCUGAGAGGUCGACAUUCAGUAAUUUGAAAGAGGCCAUAAGAAAAACCUUGAAGAAACUAAAGGGGAAAAGGGAAAAGCUUGAGUAUAUUCCCGAAGAGGCGAGAGUUGAAGAUUCACUGUCGUCUUCAAUACGUGUUGUGUUAGCCUCAUUUGUUUCAAUCAUAUGGUAUGUGUCACAGACUGAAGGUGUGACUUUAGUUUAA